AUGUUCAGAAGCAAUCCACUAUCCAGCUCUCCAGCCCACUCUGAUCUAUCUCAUCCACGCAGCAAGCCUGCUUCUGCUCUCCCCAAGUUAAAGACCAAGAUACAACAAGGCCACAAGAACAUGGGCUCGAGAUCAGACAAAGGAGAAAUCCAGUACGGGCAUCGAGGCUUGAUCCUCGCUCCAACUGAGCAAAGAGAACAACAUAAAGACAAUGCACACCUCGGGGAAAGCCCCGAAUCCAUAACCUCACCCUCGUACCCGGAGGCAAAACAGGGCCAAAGAAAAGAAGAGUGCCAGAAUACAGAAGCCACCAGGAAAUGCAACAGGACUUAUGCUUUUCAAAUAAGAAAGAGAAACACACGCAAGGCAAAAGCAAAGCAAGCUGCGUACAAUUCUCAGAUGCUUCUGCCUCCUCGCACACAGUCUCUCGAAAUCAGACACAUAUCGGCUUGA
Messenger RNA from Drepanopeziza brunnea f. sp. 'multigermtubi' MB_m1, 453 nucleotides. The record is from RefSeq and is a predicted model, not a curated record. Lineage: Eukaryota; Fungi; Ascomycota; Leotiomycetes; Helotiales; Drepanopezizaceae.